CCCGGCGAGGCGGCUCUGCUGGGGCCAGGGUGGGGAGGACACGAGGAGGCUGGCGCAGCGCCGGGGGGCCCGUGGCCCUGGGGGCCCACAGUCCAUGCCCAGGAACCCCCGAGUGAAUCGGAAUGAGCGCAGCCAUUGCCCAACCCAGACAGUAAAGAAGCUUCUGGAAGAACAGAGGCGCCGCCAGCAGCAGCCUGAUGCUGGUGGGGUACAGGGACCUUUCUCUCCUCCCCUGGCCCAGCCCCUGACCCCCGCCGUGAACGCAGUGAAUGAGGCUGAGGCUGGCCCUACUCACUUCCCAGCCUUCCAGGAAACUGCGAAUUCUGGAAUUGGCAGCCUGGCUCCCUCUACAGGCUUUCCAGUCUGGGACCCUACUGCCAUGCAUGGGGCCUACACAGACAGCUCCUGCUCUUACUCUGCGUCUGAUAACUUCCUGAUGUCUGAUUUCUACCCACCACCUGACCCAGCAAGGCCAGGCCCAGUUCCCCUGGUGAUGGAGGACCCCCUGGAUACUCGGCUCUAUGCAGAACCUUCCCUGCCACAGGCAGGAUCCUGGCGAGUAUCUGGGCUCCCCUCAGGACCCCCACAGUUGCCCCCUUCCACGGGGCCCUCCCUGGAUACCGCACGAGCUCACCUACUGGCUUUGGGACCUGAGCAGCUUCUGGCUCAGGAUGAGGAGGGAGACACACUCCUGCACCUGUUUGCUGCUCGAGGCCUGCGCUGGGCAGCCUAUGCUGCAGCAGAGAUUUUCCAGAUGUACAGGAACCUCGACAUCCGGGAACAUAAGGGCAAGACUCCUCUCCUUGUGGCUGCUGCUGCCAAUCAGCCUCUGAUUGUGGAGGAUCUCUUGAACCUGGGAGCCGGGCCUAAUGCUGCUGACUACCAGGGCCGUUCUGUCUUGCAUGUGGCUGCUACGUAUGGACUCCCAGGAGUCCUUUCGGCUGUGUUUAAGUCAGGCGUGCAGGUGGACCUGGAAGCCAGAGAUUUUGAGGGCCUCACCCCCCUCCACACAGCUGUCCUGGCUCUCAAUGCUGCUAUGCGUCCACCCAGCCUCUGUCCUCGGGUGCUGAGUGCCCAGGCCCGGGACAGGUUGACCUGUGUCCAGAUGUUGCUUCACAUGGGUGCCAACCAUGCCAGCCAGGAGAUCAAGAGCAACAAGACCGCUCUGCACCUGGCCGUGCAGGCUGCCAAUCCCACCUUGGUUCAGCUGCUGCUGGCACUGCCAAGGGUAGACCUGCAAGCCUUCGUCAACAUGAAGGCUCAUGGGAACACAGCCCUCCACAUGGCGGCUGCCCUGCCCCCUGGACCCCCCCAGGAGGCCAUUGUGCGGCACCUGUUGGCAGCUGGUGCUGACCCAACACUGCGUAACCUGGAGAACGAGCAGCCUAUCCACUUGCUGCGGCCUGGUCCGGGCCCUGAAGGGCUCCGGCAGCUGUUGAAGAGGAGCCGUGUGGCCCCCCAGGUUUGUCCUCUUAGGACUCAAACCCAGAACCUGGACUGAUUUUUCCAGUCCCCACCGUCCCGUGGGACAGCCAGCGUAUGCUAAUGUUGCAGAUCCGUGAUGUGUGUGGAGUGUCUUGCCAUUGGGGUCUUACAUUAAAACCCCCAAGUGGCUGCUGGGGGUGGGGGGGUGAACAGUCCCCAAUAUUUGGGGUGGUGUGAUCCCUCCUUCCCUCACAAAGGCUAUUUUUUAAUGAUUUCUGUGAAAUCGAGGCCCCUUGAUUGUUUCUGUGAAACACCCCGGAACCAUGGAACCUUCCAUCUACUUGGAUCCUUCAGGAUUCUUGCCCUAACAGCCCUUCAUAUCCAAACACCUUAAAUAUAAGCCCCUUUCCUGGGACUCAGAGAAUCAUGAUUCUAGCCCAGUGGGUUUCUUCUGAUGACCCUAGACCUACACCCCUGAGGUGUCAAGACCUUUCCUACACAGAGAGCUAGGGAGUCCCUGCCCCAGACUGCAGAGACCCCAACAAACCCUCUGCUAGUCCAUCCUGAGUCUCCCUAUUAAACUCUUGUGAGAGCCAG
Messenger RNA from Dipodomys spectabilis (banner-tailed kangaroo rat), 2022 nucleotides. It is a transcript of the gene Nfkbid, whose product is annotated as NFKB inhibitor delta. The record is from RefSeq and is a predicted model, not a curated record. Bases 95 to 1501 code for a protein of 468 amino acids. Gene Ontology annotation, biological process: regulation of gene expression. Gene Ontology annotation, molecular function: protein binding. Gene Ontology annotation, cellular component: nucleus. The transcript has 12 exons. NCBI's taxonomy places the organism in Eukaryota, Metazoa, Chordata, Mammalia, Rodentia, Heteromyidae.